Daktulosphaira vitifoliae (grape phylloxera) is the source of this 1440-nucleotide messenger RNA. RefSeq names its product lactosylceramide 4-alpha-galactosyltransferase-like. Gene Ontology annotation, biological process: glycosphingolipid biosynthetic process. The transcript has 4 exons. The record is from RefSeq and is a predicted model, not a curated record. NCBI's taxonomy places the organism in Eukaryota, Metazoa, Arthropoda, Insecta, Hemiptera, Phylloxeridae. The coding region runs from base 74 to 1126 and encodes 350 amino acids. Gene Ontology annotation, molecular function: hexosyltransferase activity.
GACAAGCAGCUGCGGCUAAUAGUUUCAAUUCAGUAUGGUUUUGUCUACAGUACUACAGCAGUUGUAAUCAAACAUGCGUUACGCUGUGAGCGGCGGCGCCGGCGGCCCACGUUUAUGCCGCUUUGUUGGCUAUGCAAUGUUUUUUGUGAACUUUUUAGCCAUCAUGUGCAUUAUAAUGUACAGCAACAAUAUUAACCCAUUUAAUUUAACUACUAAAAAUUAUAACCGCGAAGGAUACAUACAACUAGAAUCUUUAGACCCAAACGAAGUUGCCAUCAACAGGUCGAUUUUUUUUGUUGAAACCAACCGGCAAUCAGCUGUUGAGCUAAAACCUAGACAAGCAUGUUCUAUAGAAUCAGCUGCAAGGGCUAAUGCUGAUCGAACAAUAUUUAUUUUACUUCUCAGUCCAAAGUUGGAGUGCAUUAACGAUAUAACGGCCGUAUUUAGACUAGUUACACAAUACAAAAACAUAAAAAUCAGGUACUUUGACUGGAUAAGUGCCACACUGGGCACACCUGUCGAAGAGUUCGUUAAAUCUGGCAAAAUGGAAAGUGGAUUGUGGCCAGUGGAACAGCUUAGCGACCUGUUGCGGCUAUUACUAUUGAGGAUGUUUGGCGGUGUAUACAUGGACACCGAUGUAGUGUCAUUGAGACCUGUGCCUAUAAUGAAUUUUGUAAGCGCCGAGUAUCCCGGAGUCAUGUUAGCCAGUGGUGUAAUAGGAAUACAAGACAGGAGUAUCGCAGAAAAAGGUCUCAUUAUGUACAAAGACGGUUUUGUAGCCGAUCAUUGGACAGAGAAUGGACCAAAGCUGAUCACCAGGUUAAUGCAAGAGAUAUGUGAAACUGAUAACGUAACUGCAAUGUACUCGGGAGAUGCCAAGUGUGACGACUUUACAGUUUAUCCCCCAGAAACUUUCAGUCCGAUUGCUUGGUAUAAUUGGGAAGCGUUUUUUAACGUCGAAAACGAAGAUAAAGUUAUGAGAGAUAUUGAGAACAGCAUAGCAGUACACUUUUGGAACAGGAUGACAAAAAAUACACCAAUCGUCGUUGGUUCGGGACAGCCGUACGCACAAGUAGCUGCAACUUAUUGUCCGCGAGUAUAUGAGACAAUCGACGAUUCAUUUUAGCAAAUGUGCGAGGUAUCAAAACAAAUCUUAACAAAUUCUUGAACGCGACACACAUUCACGACCUCACUUAAUUGAGUGUCAUUGUCUAUUUUAACAAACUCAAUCAACUGUACCUACACAGGGGUCAACGUCCCUGAAUCGUUCUACAGAAAUGUAAUUCUUGUUGUUACAUUCUAAUUAUUUAUUUAUAUUUGUAAUUAUAUCUGUUUGUUUGUUAUAUUUUUUCUUUGUAAAUGAAAUGUAUUUUAUACUUAUUAUAAAUUUUAUAAACAAAUUAUAAAGUAAAUUUUGAGAUUACAAAUUUAAUAUUGGUA